Molecule: messenger RNA, 3327 nt
Organism: Pteronotus mesoamericanus
Lineage: Eukaryota; Metazoa; Chordata; Mammalia; Chiroptera; Mormoopidae
Gene: IRAK1
Product: interleukin 1 receptor associated kinase 1
Exons: 14
Coding region: 77-2245 (722 amino acids)
Biological process (GO): signal transduction; protein phosphorylation
Molecular function (GO): protein kinase activity; protein binding; ATP binding
Source: RefSeq, a predicted model, not a curated record
GGAAGUGAGUCAGUGUCCGCGGACCCGGCCGGCCGAGGCCCCAAGAGGCCCCGGCCCGGUGGCGCCGUCGGCGGCCAUGGCUGGGGGCCCCGGCCCAGGGGACCCCGCGGCCCCCGGCGCCCAACACUUCUUGUACGAGGUGCCACCCUGGGUCAUGUGCCGCUUCUACAAAGUGAUGGACGCCCUGGAGCCCAGUGACUGGUGCCAGUUCGCCGCCCUUAUUGUGCGAGACCAGACCGAGCUGCGGCUGUGCGAACGCUCUCGGCAGCGCACUGCCAGCGUCCUAUGGCCCUGGAUCAACAGAAAUGCCCGUGUAGCCGACCUCGUGCACAUCCUCACGCACCUGCAGCUGCUUCGCGCGAGGGACAUCAUCAUGGCCUGGCACCCUCCCGUCCCCCUCCCACCCUCCAGCACGAGCAAACCGGGAACCAGCAGCAUCUCUGAGCUCACUGAAGACAAGGCCCGCAGCCCCCGGAAGUUGCAGUCAUCAGCUUCCACUCUCCUCUCUCCAGCUCUUCCAGGCUCCCAGACCCAUUCUGGGCCUGAGUGCAGCCCUGUCCCAAGCCCUGCUGCCCUACAGCCACCACCACCGUCUCUAGCCUUUUCUCCUACCAAGCAGAGCCCAGAGAAUCCAGUGUCCCUCCUGCAAGGGACCCACCCCUCUCCAUUCUGUUGGCCCCUCCACGAGAUUUCCCAGGGCACCCGCAACUUCUCAGAGGAGCUGAAGAUCGGGGAGGGCGGCUUUGGAUGUGUGUACCGGGCUGUACUAAGGAACACGGUGUAUGCUGUGAAGAAGCUGAAGGAGGAGGCAGACCUGGAGUGGACCACUGUGAAGCAGAGCUUCCUGACUGAAGUGGAACAGCUGUCACGGUUUCGUCACCCAAAUAUCGUGGACUUUGCUGGCUACUGUGCUCAGAGUGGUUACUACUGCCUUGUCUACGGUUUCCUGCCCAACGGCUCCCUAGAAGACCACCUCCACUUCCAGACCCAGGCCUGUUCCCCUCUCUCCUGGCCUCAACGCCUGGAUAUCCUUUUGGGCACAGCCCGGGCAAUUCAGUUUUUACAUCAGGACAGCCCCAGCCUCAUCCAUGGAGACGUCAAGAGUUCCAACGUCCUUCUGGAUGAUAGACUGAUGCCCAAACUAGGAGACUUUGGCCUGGCCCGUCUCAGCCGUUUUGCAGGGGCCAACCCUGGUCAGAGCAGCACCGUGGCCCGGACUCGGACCGUGCGCGGCACCCUGGCCUACCUGCCCGAGGAGUACAUCAAGACCGGGAGGCUCGCUGUGGACACGGAUACCUUCAGCUUUGGCGUGGUAAUUCUGGAGACCCUGGCUGGCCAGAGGGCUGUGAGGACACAUGGUGACAAGACCAAGUAUCUGAAAGACCUGGUUGAAGAGGAAGCUGAGGAGGCUGGGGUAUCCCUGAAGAGCAGCCAGACCACACUCCAAGAGGGUCUAGCUGCAGAUGCCUGGGCUGCCCCAGUUGCCACCCAGAUCUACAAAAAGCACCUGGACCCUAGGCCUGGGCCGUGCCCACCCGAGCUAGGCCUGGCCCUGGGCCAGCUGGCUUGCUGCUGCCUGCACCGCCGGGCUAAGAGGAGACCCCCCAUGACCCAGGUAUACGAGAGGCUGGAGAAGCUUCAGGCAGCAGUGGCAGGACCAUCCCUGGAGCUAGAGGUCGCCGGCCGCAGCCCCCGUUGCCCACAAGAGAACUCGUACAUGUCCACCCCCAGCAAUGCCAGCCCCUGUCAGCCCCUGGCAGUACCCUCAGGAGUCCCAGCCCAGGCUCCAGAGCGGCUCCAGAGCGGCUCCAACCAACCUGUAGAGAGUGACGAGAGCGUGUCUGAUCUGUCUGCUGCCCUGCAUCCCUGGCACCUGACUGCGAGCUGCCCUGAAGGCCCAGCCCUGCCAGAGAGCCCCGGGCAAGCGGCUGCCACGUGGGCCCCAGCGCCCCUUGAGCAGGCCAGCUGUACUCAAGAGGGUCCCGCCCAAGAAUUGACAUGGGGGAGCAGCCCAGAGCCCCGGUCCACAGCUGUGGAAGGAUCAUUCCUGGGCAGCUCUGCGUCAUCACGGCCACUGCAGAUUGUCAUCAACCCAGCCCGACAGAAGAUGGUGCAGAAGCUGGCCUUAUACGAGGACGGGGUCCUAGACAGCCUGCAGCUGCUAUCGUCAAGCUCCCUCCCAGGCUUGGGCCUGGAACACCAACACAGGCAGGGCCCGGAAGAGAGUGAUGAAUUUCAGAGCUGAUCUGUUCACCUGGGCAGAUCCCCCAAACCUGGAAGUCAAAGUUCUCAUGGUUGGAAGUUCUCAUAGCACGUGAACCCUCAGGAGCCCGUGGGCAGUAGGGGCGGGGGCCCCAGCCUCACAGGGGAGAGCAGAUGGUAGCCCCUGUGCUGUAGGGGAAGGGGCGCAGGCCGGGUUCAGAGCCACCCGGGGCAGCUGCUGGAAGCUGUCGGGAGGGCAGGACACCUCAAAGGCCUGCCUUCAGUCCAGCACUUUGGGGAGAGGAAAGCCAAUGUCAUCAGAGGAGUGUGUGGGGGAGAAAUGUAUGUCUGAAGGCUGCUGGCAGCACAUGCCAGACAGGAGAGGUGAGUGGGACCAUUGGUACAAUGGGAUAUAGCUGGGAGCCGGCUCCCUGAGAGUUGGGCGAGGCGUUUGCAGCCCAGGCCUACAACAGCAGCCCUUAACCCUUCUUUUUGUAUUUUGCUGAAGCCCUAGGGGAAAGCGGCCACUCUGCAGAAUAGAGCAGAUAAGGCCUGGGGUCCUCCCAGCCACUUGUAAUAGGGAAAAGUGGGUUGUGACCCUCCUGCGGUUCAGUCCGCUAGCUAGAAGUAAGAGUUCUGAGAUACCCCAGAGAGUUCCAGCAGUGUCCCCGUCAGGCCAGUGUCCGCAGGCUUCCUUGAGCAGCUGGGAGCGAGCCUCACGUGCCUGCCUGCCAGCCAGGCCGCCCCUGGGCGCUGUGGACAGGCGCCAAACCAAGUCGGGCUCCGGAGGCCACAGGCUCAGCAUCAGACCCAGGCACUGAUUGUGACAGAAGGGCCACUUCCCAAGGUUUGCCUAGGCCUGAGUCCUGUGUUACCCAGACAGUGAGAAGCCCCAAGGCAAGAAGUUGGGAGCAAGGCAGAAAAGAAGGAAAAGGAAACUGAGACUCGUGAGGUUUCAGGAACAAGUGAGAUUUCAUGUAACAGUGCCUUCGAAAGUUAGCCCAGGGCUGUAGCAUAGGCUUACAAUGAUUUUGUGUCCACAAUCAUGAAUCACACUACAUGCCUCACAAAGCUAGGCAUUGGUGAAGUCCAAGUUGUACUGGAGUAAUAAAAGCUAUGUUUCAA